UCGCACAAAAACCAUGUUGCCAGCAGUAUUCAAAUUAUGUUGUGGCAUCUCAUAUCAGCACUUCAGGAUCAUGACAGGAUUGAAGAAAACUGCAGUGGUUACAAUAGCACAGGAACUGAAAAGUAUGAAAAGAGAAGAAAAAGUUCUGCCGAGCAUCAUUAAUACGCUAUCUCAGAAAGAAGACUUCCAUGAAGCUAUCAGGGUAGAAGAUGAAAAGCAGACAAUAAACAGCACUUUGAACACAGAAGAGUUGUCAUAUGUUAAGCAAGGGGAAGAAGCUUUACUAAAAGCACGAGAGAUCUUAAAACAGGAUGCUGGAUGGACAACGGAAAUCAAAAUGAAGAAUGGUGAUAAUGUUGCAAGCAAGAUUCUACCUGGAACUGGAAAGGUUUUCAAGUUGGAGGCGGUAUUGGAUGCAACUGUAGAACAUGUGUAUUCAGAGCUUCAUGAAAAAGUGGAUCAAGUGAGCUCAUGGAAUCCAAGUGUUAAACACAUACAAAUCCUCCAAAAAAUUGGUGAUAAAACCAUAGUAACUCAUGAAAUCAUGGGAGAGACAGCUGGAAACACCAUCGGACAGAGGGACUUUGUGAGUGUAAGAUACUGCAGGAAAGAAGGAUUAUGUUAUUACUUGGCCGGAAUAGCUGCAAAAUCCAAGUUGAUGCUACCACAGAAAGGCUUCAUUAGAGCUGAAAUUGGACCAUCCUGUAUAAUAUUAUGUCCUGUGAGCAACAACAAGAAAAAGACUCAAUUUACUUGGCUUCUCAGCAUGGACCUUAAGGGUUGGCUUCCAAAAGCCCUUAUCAACCAAGUUCUGUCACGGGCACAAGUGGAUUUCGCAAAACACUUGCGCUUGCAGCUCUCUGCCAAUUUGACAUCCCAGUUGAACUAGUUAGGAGGAACAAGAGAAGUAUAAUUAGAAAUGGAGUCACAAGGGACCACCUUACAUCUGUUUGUGCAACUUAACAGUCGAUCAAAGAAGUCAUGAAUCAAUGAAUGCUAUAUGCUAUAUGAUCAACUCAUGAUAAAACGGCCGAGCAGACUCGAUGGGCCGAAUGGCCAACUUCUGCUCCUUUGUCUUAUGUCUUAUGGUCUUAUGGAAUUGCAGCUUUGAUACUAGAUACUAUAUCUGCAAAUUAUUUCAAGUGCAGGCUUGUAAAGUGAGAAAGACAAUACUUUGUGAAACUUGUGUGUGAUAUGUACAACAUAUUCAUUCCAUAGCAUAUCAAAAAUAUACUAUUUCAAUAACUGCUAGGAUUUCAGAAUCUGCAAUUAUCACUUAGAAUUUAAGUGAAACAAAUUCUGACGACUGACAGUAAAUGAAAGAGAAUUAAUACAGAUCUUGCAAUGGUAAUGAGACUUGCUGCUGGUUUUAUGAUAAUGUUAACUUAUUUCUGAUUACUUGAAAGAUUUAUCAGAAAACUAUGAAUUCAUAAGAUUUUUAUUUGUUUACUACAGUAUAUUAAAAGUUUUCUGGCAAUGUUUAUCUUACCAGUAUUAACUGAGCUUUAAAAUAGUGAAAAACUGGGAAAAAAAUGGCGUCUUGGGAUGCAGAAUUUACUGAUGGUUUGUAACCCAAUGAAA
This is a messenger RNA of Mobula hypostoma (lesser devil ray), 1581 nucleotides long. RefSeq names its product steroidogenic acute regulatory protein-like. Gene Ontology annotation, molecular function: cholesterol transfer activity; cholesterol binding. NCBI's taxonomy places the organism in Eukaryota, Metazoa, Chordata, Chondrichthyes, Myliobatiformes, Myliobatidae. Gene Ontology annotation, cellular component: mitochondrion. The record is from RefSeq and is a predicted model, not a curated record. The coding region runs from base 14 to 889 and encodes 291 amino acids. The transcript is spliced from 7 exons. Gene Ontology annotation, biological process: regulation of steroid biosynthetic process; intracellular cholesterol transport; steroid biosynthetic process.